Psilocybe cubensis is the source of this 1755-nucleotide messenger RNA. RefSeq lists its product as uncharacterized. Bases 1 to 1755 code for a protein of 584 amino acids. The transcript has a single exon. The record is from RefSeq and is a predicted model, not a curated record. Lineage: Eukaryota; Fungi; Basidiomycota; Agaricomycetes; Agaricales; Agrocybaceae.
AUGAUUGUUGGUAGUACGACGACGACGCUUGGCAGUGCGACUGCGAACUCUGAUACAAGUGCGAGUUCGAGGUGUGUACUAAUUUAUUACACUGAUACUGACAAUACCAUUAACCUUACCUAUCUGCGUUUCCCUUCCAUUUCCAUCCAUCCUCGAAUUCAACAUUCGAAUCGAUAUCGCCUACAACGCACAUAUCUUACACCACCGUCCAGAACCCCGCCCCCCAACCACAACCGCAGCUCACCUAACAUCCCCGCCAUUGUCGGCGGCACGAUUGGCGGCCUUCUUCUCCUUGCACUCUGUGGUGUGCUUUAUGUAUUUAUGUCCCGGCGCAGGAGGAGGAUGGCGACGGAGGCGCGAAGGAGGACAUUUCAUCGGGAUAUGAUGGUGCAGCGCCGCGCGGGUGGUGGUGGUGGUGCGGGUACGGGGUUGGUGUCGCAAGGACCGGGUGUUGGGGGUGGGGGUGCCGCUCCAACUGCGAAUGGGAAUGUAAAUGUCAAUGAGGAAGGGAGCCGUGUAGGAGACGAACCUAGGCACGAUAUACCAGCACCCGCGCCUCCCGCUCUAUUACCUCCAGCAGACCCGCCCGUACCCACAACCCGCGCAUCGGACCUACCCUGUGUCCUCCCCGCACUUUCAUUCUGGUCAUGGACAGGAACAGGCUCCAGCUCGAUCUCUAUCGCAGGAGGGAACGAUUCCAGCGACGUCGAGUCGCAAUCCCAAUCCAUCUCCCGCGGUCUUUCUAGCGCCAACGAUAUGGAGCGCGGGUUUGCUGGUGCAGGGUUUCCCGGGAACCUUGGAAUCGCAUCAGGGCUCGGCCUUGCACCAGGAGGGGGCACCACAACGGAUCGCGGGAUACCGUCUAUCAAUGGGAGAGCACCGCCGCUGGGUACAGGACACAUCGUACCCUCGCCCAAGGGCCCUCGUGGACCAGCGAAGCAUGGGGGUGCAGCGGACGGCGAUGUGUACACCCCUGCUCAGCCGACGCCGUUUGUUUCGCAGCUUCCGUUCCAGAGCGUGUCGUCGCCACAAUUGCCCAAUUCAGCUGCAGCUGUAGCGACACCACCAACAUCAGCUACAGUCGCUCUCGCACGUGCGCAGACGACUACAGGCGCGUCAGGCACUAGCGCGACGCCCAAGAGAGGCCGCGGCAACUCGAUCACGCGCGCCGUCACCUCGCGCCCGGCCCGCCUCCCCACCGCCCUAUCCUCUCUCACCAUCCCACCUCCAUCCCCCAUCUCAUCCAUACCCCCCUCUCCCAGCAUCCCCAUAACCCCGACCGUCCCACCCAACGCGCCCCCGCGCACCCAGCGCCAAGCCGAGAUCGCCGCGCGCAUCGACAUGCUCUCCGCGCAGAUGGUCGAGGUCGUGCGUGCGCAGCGCGACGCGCGCGCGGGGCGGUUCGAUGCGGCGCGCGAGGGGAACAGAUGGAGUAUGCGCGAAGAUGGGAGUGUCGUGCUCUCUCCUGUGUCGCCGCAGUCUGGGUUUGGUCCUGUGGUGUCUCCGACGGGGACGGGAGUGAGGGCGAGUGUCGGCGGCGCAACGAUGAACACGACAACGACGACGAUGACAAAUUCGGAGACGGCGACGACGACGAGCGGAUCGGUGAGCACUGUUACGAUGGCCAGGUACGAUGCUGUUCUGGCGGAGAUGCAGAGGGAGAUGGUGUGGCUGCGCGACACGGAGCAUUCAGCGUGGGCGAUGGGCCUUACGGAGGUGCGCCCGCCUGGCUGGGCGCGAUAUAUGACGCCGUGA